UUCCAUCUCGUCAUUCCCAAGACGUCAACGCGAGUCGAAAGGUCGCAAACGAAAAAAUUUUCCUCCGUCGCGAGCAAAGAAAAAAAAGCAAACCCCGAUUCCCUGUUGUGCCGUCGUGUUCCGUUGCAUUCCGUCGUGUUUCCAAUUCCGGUUCCGGUUACUUUCCACUAGCGUCAUUUGCCAAGCUAGCGAGUGCGAAAUCCAGCUACGCGACCGUUCCAGAUGGUGUGUUGACCAGCUACUCCAAGUGAUUCCCCGCUUCCCACCCUUCCGGAAGAAGCAAACUCGCUAUUACGUCUCUAGUUAUUUUUCUUACAACACUUCUGUUGCUUUCCCCUCCCCCCGCGGGGCAGUGAUAAAAUUGUGUGUGCACUCUUGUGUGUGUGUGUGUGAUUGCGUCAGCGCGUCUGUGUGAAAACAAAAACCCAAUCCGGAACACACCAUGGCCGAAGAGAAGAUCAUCCCGGAAACCAGCGGCGGCGGCGGUGAGCCGGAGGAGGUUGGCUUCCUGGCCAGCGUCAUCAACGAGAUCAUCUACAGCCCGCUGAAUCUGGUGCUGGUGGCCAUCAUCACCAUCCUGGUGUACAAGAUCUUCCGCAGCCGGCAGCAACCGGCCGCAGCACCGCCGCCGGAACCGGAACUGCCGCGCCUCAGGAAGGACUUUACGGUGGCGGAGCUGCGGGCGUUCGACGGCAACCAGCCCGACGGGCGGGUGCUCGUGGCCGUCAACGGAACCGUGUAUGAUGUAACCAAGGGAAAGCGAUUCUACGGACCCGGUGGCCCGUACGCAGCCUUCGGCGGCCGGGACGCGUCCCGCGGUCUCGCCACGUUCAGCGUGACCAGCAACGACGCGGCCGAGUGGGACGACCUGAGCGACCUGUCCCCGAUGGAGAUGGAAUCGGUGCGGGAGUGGGAGAUGCAGUUCAAGGAAAAGUACGUCCUAGUUGGUCGCCUGCUCAAGCCGGGUGAGCAACCGACCAGCUACUCGGACGAGGACGAGGACACCCCGAACGAGUCGUCCACUCCGACGACGGCCAGCAAAACAGCCGCACCAGCAACCCCUUCAUCGCCAAAGAAGACUGCUCCGGUGGCGACGGCCACAAGUGACGACGCUCCCUCCAAGGCGGAAGAUGUGGUGGCGGCGCCGGCCGGAAGCGGUGACGGCGGAAAGGCCAAGGACGAGUGACGCCUCGAUGGCGGCAACCGGGGAAGGAACAGCAGCAGCAGCAGCAGCAGCAAUAGCAGAAGAAGAGCAAGAAGAAGUGGGGGUGACGAAAGUGACGAUAGUGACGACGACGAGGGGGAGACAACAGUCCACAAUAGGCCAUUCCUGGAUCAGCACAGCAUUUGCGAUAUGUUUGGAUUUUAACAUAGAUUUAACAACAGUCAGAGAGAGAGAGAGAGAGUUGAGUUUUUUUUUCUGGGUGGGGGAGGUCAGCAGUCAGAGCAGAUAGAGUUGGUUAUUUUUAUAACUCGGUUUUUUAGCGACAAGAAAACAGAAGAGAUAGGAAGAACGUCCUCGAAAAGAGCGAAAGUUUGUGAGCCGGAGGAAAAUUAGUUGCAUGUUUUAGGGUGGAUAAGAUUUGCACAUAAAAACAAAAUGGCUUUACAAAACAAAACAAAAAAAAACAUGUUCGCGUCCUGUGUGUUGUA
This is a messenger RNA of Culex pipiens pallens (northern house mosquito), 1653 nucleotides long. RefSeq names its product membrane-associated progesterone receptor component 1-like. Lineage: Eukaryota; Metazoa; Arthropoda; Insecta; Diptera; Culicidae. Bases 443 to 1186 code for a protein of 247 amino acids. The record is from RefSeq and is a predicted model, not a curated record. The transcript is spliced from 3 exons. Gene Ontology annotation, cellular component: membrane; endomembrane system.